AAGUGUUUGAAAAUUUAAAAUUUAUUUAUAUGUAUAUAUAAUAUUUAAAUUUUUCAUUUUUACCAUCAAUCUAAUAGAAUAACAUAUCGUUUAAAAAAAAUCUUGUGUCAAAUAACAUAUAAUUUCAUAUAAUUCAAAAUGAACUUGAGUGAUGGGGAAAAAACUUUCAUUCUUCAUGGAGUUGAGAUGAAUUUUCGAGUAGAUGGUAGGGAAAGGGAGGACUAUAGGCCUAUGGAAUUGGAGUUAGAUGUUGUUUCACAUGCUUUUGGUUCUGCCCGAUUAAGAUUAGCAAACACAGAUGUUUUAGUUGCUGUUAAAAUUGAAGUGGAUACACCUUUCCCAGAAAGGCCAAUGGAAGGUAAAAUAGAAUUUUUUGUAGAUUGUUCUGCUAAUGCAACUCCCAAUUUUGAAGGACGAGGUGGGGAGGAUUUAGCUAUAGAAUUGUCAAAUUGUCUUGCCUCCGCCUACAGUUCGAAUGAAGCUCUAGAUUUAACCAAACUUUGUAUAAUGAAAGGGAAAAAGUGUUGGAAGUUAUAUGUUGAUAUUCUGUUACUAGAAGUAGGAGGUAAUUUAUAUGAUGCCGUGUCUAUAGCUGUGAAAUCUGCAUUAUGGAGUACACAAGUGCCUAAAAUAAAAGCAUUGAAUGUAGAUGGUUCUAAUGUAGAUAUUCAAGUACUAGAUGACAUUCACAGUUGCACAAAACUUGAUACACCAGGAGCUCCUCUUAUGGUAACCCUUUGCAAAAUAGGAGAAAAAUGUGUAGUUGAUCCUGAUGUGGCUGAAGAACAAUGUUCCUCCGGAGCAGUCGUAGUUUCUGUUAGUAAAGGGAAUAUAAGCACUAUUUUACAAACAGGAACAGGAUCUUUUCAUCCAGAUACAUUGAAGGAUUGUUUGAAACUUGGUGUUAAUAUAGCUGAAAAACUUGAAACAGUAUUGCUGAAAACCCUUAAUGAAAUCCAACCAAAUCAAGAUAUUGGUUUCUUAAAAUGAUGUAUUGUUUAAUAAAGUUUUUGGUUAUCUCAAAA
Messenger RNA from Coccinella septempunctata (seven-spotted ladybird), 1025 nucleotides. RefSeq names its product exosome complex component RRP42 (gene Rrp42). Gene Ontology annotation, biological process: nuclear mRNA surveillance; U5 snRNA 3'-end processing; U1 snRNA 3'-end processing. The transcript has 5 exons. NCBI's taxonomy places the organism in Eukaryota, Metazoa, Arthropoda, Insecta, Coleoptera, Coccinellidae. Bases 139 to 990 code for a protein of 283 amino acids. The record is from RefSeq and is a predicted model, not a curated record. Gene Ontology annotation, cellular component: nuclear exosome (RNase complex); cytoplasmic exosome (RNase complex).